ACUCCUGGAAGCUCACGCAGCCAGGCAGAAGAUCGAAAUGGCGGCGCCAGCAGAGAGGAUGGAGGUUUCUCAGGGGGAGAGCUCAGCCAAGCCUGCAGCUGAGGAUAUGACGUCAAAGGACUACUACUUUGACUCAUACGCCCACUUCGGCAUCCACGAGGAGAUGCUGAAAGACGAGGUUCGCACUCUGACAUACCGCAACUCCAUGUUCCACAACAAGCACCUGUUUAAGGACAAGGUGGUGCUGGACGUGGGCAGUGGGACGGGUAUCCUCUGCAUGUUCGCAGCCAAAGCCGGGGCCAAGAAGGUUAUAGGGAUCGAGUGCAGCAGCAUCUCAGACUACGCUGUGAAGAUCGUCAAGGCCAACAAGCUGGAUGACGUGGUGACCAUUAUCAAGGGGAAGGUGGAGGAGGUGGAGCUGCCUGUGGAAGGAGUAGACAUCAUCAUAUCAGAGUGGAUGGGUUACUGCCUCUUCUAUGAGUCCAUGCUCAACACAGUCAUUUAUGCCAGGGAUAAAUGGCUGAAACCAGAUGGACUCAUCUUCCCAGACAGGGCGACGCUCUAUGUCACUGCCAUCGAGGACAGGCAGUACAAGGACUACAAAAUCCACUGGUGGGAGAACGUGUAUGGGUUUGACAUGUCGUGCAUCAAGGAGGUGGCAAUAAAGGAGCCCCUGGUUGAUGUGGUGGACCCGAAGCAGCUGGUCAGCAGCGCCUGUCUCAUCAAGGAGGUGGAUAUCUACACAGUGAAGGCGGAGGACCUGACCUUCACCUCCCCGUUCUGCCUGCAGGUGAAGAGGAACGACUACAUCCACGCUCUGGUCACCUACUUCAACAUCGAGUUCACCCGCUGUCACAAGAGGACCGGCUUCUCCACCAGCCCAGAGUCUCCCUACACCCACUGGAAGCAGACUGUGUUCUACCUGGAUGAUUACCUGACUGUGAAGACUGGAGAGGAGAUCUUCGGCACCAUCAGCAUGAAGCCAAACGUCAAGAACAAUAGGGACCUGGACUUCACCGUAGACAUCGACUUCAAGGGUCAGCUGUGUGAGAUGUCGAAGACGUCAGAGUACAGGAUGCGUUAGUGUCUCCUCCUUGUUAGUGUGUCUGUAGUAGAGGACAGGUGACGUGUGACUGGGAGUCUGUUCUAUAGUUUGACGCUCCCCUGCAGCAACAUUUUAAAGACUGUCGUUUUUUUUGUUUCCUUUCAUGUUCUUGUAUCAACAGUAACAGUAUUUAAAAGUUUUCACAUUCUUGGGGUCAAAGUGUGUUGCCGUGGUGAUUUCAUUGUGCAGUAGUCACUCAACAAAAUGUAUGUUUGACAUGUGCCUGGUGUUUGUGUCCAACAUCUUCCUGGGUUUUUCUUCUGUCCUUCUGCAUGUGUGAGAUCCAUCCAGAUAUGAGCUCACGGCCCCCACUCACAUGUCUGUGUGUGUGUGGUGUUACUGUCCAUUCACUUUGGCCCUUAGUGUGGUCCCUACGGGGCCCAGCCACCAGUCUGCCUCCUCCUCGUGUUAAUACAAACUGUAUGUAAGUGACAGAAGCUGUCGCCAGACACCUUCAGCCCUGUUCAGACCAAAAAUAGCCAUGUAUUAAAGUGAUGAUACAGAGGGUCUGUGUCGGUGUGAAUGUGGUGCUCCAGGAUCCAGAGUACAGACCAGGAAGUUAGUCCUGAUAUAGAGUUAGUACACACAGCCUUGUCUGACCCCAGUAGUGUGUUUACUAACAUUUAAUCAGCACAGUAUUGCUGAAGAACAAGACUGUGUUAACUGGCUCUAACCCAAACUAAUAAGAAAAAAAAAAAA
This is a messenger RNA of Seriola dumerili (greater amberjack), 1804 nucleotides long. RefSeq names its product protein arginine methyltransferase 1 (gene prmt1). The coding region runs from base 38 to 1084 and encodes 348 amino acids. Lineage: Eukaryota; Metazoa; Chordata; Actinopteri; Carangiformes; Carangidae. The transcript is spliced from 10 exons. The record is from RefSeq and is a predicted model, not a curated record. Gene Ontology annotation, cellular component: nucleus. Gene Ontology annotation, molecular function: protein-arginine N-methyltransferase activity.